Messenger RNA from Hypoxylon fragiforme, 1254 nucleotides. Its product is annotated as dienelactone hydrolase. The record is from RefSeq and is a predicted model, not a curated record. The transcript has 6 exons. Bases 257 to 1108 code for a protein of 283 amino acids. Lineage: Eukaryota; Fungi; Ascomycota; Sordariomycetes; Xylariales; Hypoxylaceae. Gene Ontology annotation, molecular function: hydrolase activity.
CAACCUCCUCCCCUUUUUGUCACAAACAAAUCAUACGAUAUUUCAAUCCGUGCAGGCCGAUCUAGGUCGGAGCCGUGGCUAAAUGACGCUUGAUCUCGUCCCCGCAUUGAGGGGCUCAUUGUCCGGCGCGGGGUUUAAAACGUUCGGGCAAUCCACUGACAAGAUCCAACCGAUUUUUGAGUUUUUCUGUGGUAUUUGUUGUUGUUGCAUCUUUUUUUAUAUAGAAGAAGACAAUUCGUGAAGUCAAUUAGUCAAGAUGUUGAUCAAGGAAAGUCAUCUCGAUGUCCAAACGACCGUGGAUGGGAAGGAGACGACUAUGAGAAUUUUCGUUUUCCAUCCCACCAUCCCUCAAUACCCUAACGCUAAAUUCCCCGGUGUUGCGCUAUUCAGCGAAAUCUAUCAGGUGACUGGCCCGGUAGCGCGGUUUGCGCGUCAAAUCGCAGGACAAGGCUACAUUGUCGCGGCCCCUUCGUCAUACCAUGACUUCGUUGGCCCGGAGGCGUUGGCCUACGACAACCCAGGUACCGACCUAGGUAACAAGUUGAAGAUAACAAAGACCCUUCAAUCGUACGAUGCGGAUUCCUCCAAGACGGUUGAUUACCUCCUCAGCCUUCCCACCUGCAGCGGUCGGAUAGGCGUCAGUGGAAUGUGCCUUGGGGGCCAUCUUACUGUGCGAGCUAGUCUGGACCCGCGAGUCAAUGCAAGUGUUGCGUACUUUGCGACAGACAUCCACUCUCGCACCCUAGGACCUUACUCCGAAGCCAACACGGCAGUGGAAGGCCCAGCGGGCAGCAACCACACGAUCGACCGGCUAAGCGAGAUCAAGGGUGAGGUAGCGAUGAUAUUCGGCAUCAAGGACACCCACGUGCCGGACAAGGGCCGCGACCUCAUCCGCCAGAAGCUCAGGGACGCGGGUGUCGUGUUCAGCUUCUACGAGUUCGCCUGGGCGCAGCACGCCUUCAUCCGCGACGAGCAGAGCAAGGGUCGCUACGACUCGGCCAUCACCAAGAUUUGCUUCGAGGUGCUGCUGGAGCUGUUCGGCCGCGUCCUGAAGACGGACUUGGGUCCGAGGGAUGACACGCCCGAGAAGAUUGAGCACGUCUGUUAAUGGCAACAUACCUAUCUUAUGAUCUCGGUAGUUCAUAGGUAGAUAGAUACCUAUUAAGAGAAUCGAAUGAAUAAAAAAUGUUCUGAUUGAAUUGAUUAAUUGCUUGCUUGUUGGCUGUUGCCUCUACCCACCUCCCUACUCUUGGU